CGCCCCUCAUCGUGCUCUAAACUGACAGCCGCUUCAGGCCUGGUGUUUGCACACAAAGGCGGCCCACGCGCGCAGUUCCUCUGGGUUCAGACAAUGAAUUACGUGGGGCAGCUGGCUGGCCAGGUGUUUGUGACCGUAAAGGAGCUCUACAAGGGACUGAACCCUGCCACGCUGUCAGGAUGCAUCGACAUCAUCGUCGUCCGCCAGCCCAAUGGCAGUCUGCAGUGCUCUCCUUUCCACGUCCGCUUCGGGAAGAUGGGUGUUCUGCGUUCCCGGGAGAAAGUGGUGGACAUAGAGAUCAACGGGGAGUCUGUGGAUUUGCACAUGAAGCUGGGAGACAAUGGAGAAGCCUUUUUCGUUCAGGAGACUGACAAUGACCAGGAAGUCAUCCCCAUGUAUCUGGCCACAUCUCCCAUCCUGUCGGAAGGAGCUUCUCGAAUGGAAAGCCAGCUGAAAAGGAACUCCGUGGAUAGAAUCAGGUGCUUGGAUCCCACCACAGCUGCCCAGGGCCUGCCUCCCAGUGACACCCCAUCCACUGGUUCCCUGGGGAAGAAGAGGAGGAAAAGGAGGAGGAAGUCUCAGUUGGACAAUCUCAAAAGAGAUGAGAACGUCAACACGUCUGAGGAUGAAGACAUGUUUCCCAUAGAGAUGAGCUCUGAUGAGGACACAGCACCGAUGGACGGAAGCAGAACUCUCCCUAAUGAUGUGCCACCAUUCCAAGACGAUAUUCCUAAGGAAAAUCUCCCCUCAAUUUCAUCAUAUCCCCAGUCAGCAUCGUACCCCAAUUCAGAUCGAGAGUGGUCCCCCAGUCCCAGCAGCCUGGUAGAUUGCCAGAGGACUCCCCCUCACCUUGCAGUAGUGGCCGAGGGAGUUCUCUCUAGCUCUUGCCCUCCACAGUCUUCCCACUUCCGUGCUUCGGAAAGUCCUUCAGGCUCCCGUCCCUCAACACCAAAGAGCGAUUCUGAAUUGGUUAGUAGGUCUGCAGACAGGUCCACACCAAAGAGUAACCUGGAAAUGCUCUGGCUUUGGGGUGAAUUGCCGCAGGCUGCCAAGUCAUCUUCUCCACACAAGAUGAAAGACUCCAGCCCCUUAGGGAGCCGGAAGAUUCCUGAUAAAAUUCGCUUUCAGGCCAUUCAUAGUGAGUCUUCAGACACCUUUAGUGACCAGUCGCCAACACUGGCCCCGGGCCCGCUGCUUCACCAGAGCAAGGCACAGACGGAAAUGCAGUUUGUGAACGAGGAGGAUCUUGAGGCGUUAGGAGCUGCAGCCCCACCGUUCCCCGUGGCUGAAGAGCUCAAGCCCCCAGCUGCCAGCACAACACAGACAAUGAACAAAACAGACUCCCCUUCCAGAAAGAAAGAUAAGCGGAGUCGACACCUGGGAGCUGACGGCGUGUAUCUGGAUGACCUCACAGACAUGGACCCUGAAGUGGCAGCCCUGUAUUUCCCCAAGAAUGGUGAUCCUGCUGGGCUCCCCAAACAAGCCUGUGACAAUGGAGCCAGGUCAGCCAACCAGUCCCCACAGUCUGUGGCCAGUUCGGGCAUCGACAGUGGUGUGGAGAGCACCUCAGAUGGCCUGAGGGACCUGCCGUCCAUAGCCAUCUCCCUCUGUGGUGGCCUCAGUGACCACAGAGACAUCACCAAAGAUGCGUUCCUGGAACAGGCUGUGUCAUACCAGCAGUUUGCAGACAACCCUGCUAUCAUCGAUGACCCCAAUCUCGUGGUCAAGAUUGGUAAUAAGUAUUACAACUGGACAACAGCAGCUCCUCUGCUUCUGGCGAUGCAGGCUUUCCAGAAACCUUUGCCAAAGUCUUCGUGCCUCAGUUACCUUCACGUGAUUUUGGACGCCAUUAGGUUUUGCCUUUCUAAAAUUUUCAGUCCGCCCACAGCCACUGUGGAAUCCAUCAUGAGAGAUAAGAUGCCCAAAAAGGGAGGAAGAUGGUGGUUUUCCUGGAGGGGAAGAAACGCCACAAUCAAAGAAGAAAGCAAGCCCGAGCAGUGUCUGCCAGGGAAGGGCCACACUACGGGAGAGCAGCCUGCACAGCUUGGCCUAGCCCCCAGAAUAAAACACGAGUCAUCCUCCAGUGAUGAAGAACACUCUGCUGCCAAGCCAUCCAGCUCAAGCCACCUCUCUCUUUUGUCCAACGUCAGCUACAAAAAGACCCUGCGGCUCACGUCGGAGCAGUUGAAAAGCUUGAAGUUGAAGAAUGGCCCCAAUGAUGUGGUUUUCAGUGUCACCACGCAGUACCAGGGCACCUGCCGUUGUGAAGGCACCAUCUACCUGUGGAACUGGGAUGACAAAGUGAUCAUCUCAGAUAUCGACGGGACCAUCACAAGAUCGGAUACUCUUGGUCAUAUUUUGCCCACACUGGGAAAGGAUUGGACCCACCAGGGCAUAGCGAAGCUGUACCAUAAAGUCAGUCAGAACGGCUACAAGUUUCUCUACUGUUCGGCACGUGCCAUUGGAAUGGCAGACAUGACAAGGGGCUACCUCCACUGGGUAAACGAGAGGGGCACGGUGCUGCCGCAGGGGCCACUUCUGCUUAGCCCAAGCAGCCUCUUCUCUGCCUUACACAGAGAAGUGAUUGAAAAGAAGCCAGAAAAGUUCAAAGUCCAGUGUUUGACAGACAUCAAAAACCUGUUUUUCCCAAACACGGAACCCUUCUAUGCUGCUUUUGGAAACCGACCUGCUGAUGUAUAUUCCUACAAGCAAGUGGGUGUGUCCCUCAACAGGAUCUUCACUGUCAACCCCAAGGGAGAGCUGGUACAGGAGCAUGCCAAGACCAACAUCAGCUCGUAUGUAAGGCUCUGUGAAGUGGUUGACCACGUCUUCCCAUUGCUGAAGAGAAGCCAUUCCUCCGACUUCCCCUGUUCAGAUACUUUCAGUAACUUCACCUUUUGGAGAGAGCCGCCACCACCCUUUGAAAACCAGGACGUACAUUCAGCUUCAGCUUGAUGCCACCAAGCAUUAAAGGAUAGGUUCUGGGGACCCUGGAGCUGCUGGGAAGGCUGACAUGUGGCCAUCUGCCUAAGAGAGAAGUGUUUCUUCCUUGAUCUGCCUGCCCUGGGGUGACACUGCUAAGCGUGGAGGGUGGAUGGAGGCCGCAUCUCAUCCCGUGGACUGCGUGAGGAUUAGGAGCACUAGUAGCGUGCAAAGUGGUCCUCUGUCUGGGGUAACAUGCACAGAGCUGCACACUCCAGCCCGUUCCAGCAGUUAGUCAAUGUGCAGUAUGGGUGGUGACCCCUCAGGAGAAGUGGGCUGGCUACCGGAGAGCUGUCUCAGUGUUGGCAUGCUCCCCCUUCUCCCCCCGGGAACUCUGAUGUGCACAGCUUAGGGUAGCACAAGGGGCACGUUUCCAUGACAGUGACAUCUGUGCCACCUUCCACACAAAGAGAUGGGGUUUUUUCAGAGUCUGAGUGCUCUGAAGGGAAGCUUCUGGGGCCUUGAUAGGUCCUAGCCCUCAGGCUUUGACUUUAUGGCCGCUCCCUUGCAGUAUUGCUGACUUAGUUUCACUGUAGGAGAUAAGCUCUUGACUUGCCCUGGUUAAAGACGGCCUGUGCCGUUGGUGCAUCUCUCCCCACUCCUCAUAGCUCAAGGCUGGGCUAUUGUUUAUGCCUUAACACAUCUGCAGCAGGCAUUUGCUUCAAGCGCACUGUCUAGUUCUUCGUAACUGCGAUGCCUUACAUUAAAUGAUAGCCCCUAAGGCAGCGUCUGCUGUGUCUCAUCUGCAUCCCACCGCCAGCCAGGAAGCGCCACUAAUGAGGACUGGAGCAGCACCUAUGCCAAAGGAGAACAAUGCAGCUAAAGAAACUGGUUAUUUUUAAGAAACAUAGUUUCCAGAAGUUAAAUUAUUCUUUGCAGAUAUUAUUUAUUACUUUCCUCUCAUUGGGCUGCUGUUGUGAGCAUCCUAGCAGACUCUCAGGAUUGCAACUGGCAUGAGUACAUUAAAAGUUAAGUGUGCUAGACAAUCCAAAGAGCCUUACUCUGUGUAUGUCACACUCAUCUUCUAGGAUUUCUGAAUCAUUAAUUUUCUUUAGCUUUUUCCAUUCAGUCUAAGGGCAAGGGAAAAAAAGCAGGAGUUCUUUAAGCUGAUAGAGGGUAGUUGUUGAACUGUCUCAGAACAAUGUGAAAAAUGAAAAGUAUUUUGGUAAAAGAUUUUGCUUUACUUUUGGAAGUUUUAUUUUUUUAAAGGGUGUUUUACUCCUGAGAGAUCUUCCUAUUUAAAUUUUAUUGUUUGAGUCAGAGGAGACAAAAGAAAAAAACAAAACAAAACAAAAAAACCCAAAAACCAACCAAACAAACAAAAAAAAAAAACAAAAAGAAACGGAAAGAGAGUGAAAAAAGACUGGACUGUUACUCUUUCUGUGAAAGAGAACCUAGAGUCACUGUUGUUGUCGUUUUGUGUCUGUUAAAGUCCGGAGUGGUUCAUGUAGUUCACAGGAAUGGACAAGGAGAGGCAAACCGUACUGCUGUGGACCACAGACGGAUGGAGGAGCAGGCUCACGCAUAUAGUUCCCUUCUGGGAAUGAUGAACGUAAUUAAGCAUAGGCCUGCCACAGUGAGCUCGUGGCCUGUCCUCUUGUGACCUUGGGAGGCCACGUUAGUCCGGCCACAGCAGUGUUAGUGUGUAUUCUGGUUGCUGUGGAUGGCAGACAAGCUCGUCUGCCUGAAGAGGUUCACGGGUCUCUCCUCAUGCCCAGGAGAAGCCUUAGGAUCUCCCUUCGUCUGCACCCUGCAGUCCUCUGUUCCAAGUGACAUGCGGAGAGCAUGCAGUGGCCUGUGCCGGGAUCUGUUCAUGUAACCAGGCUGGUCUGCAACACACAGCCACCACACCUGGCUAGGGAAACUGGUUUUGAAAUCUCUUAAAUUCCCCAUCACUCUGCCCUGAAACAGAGCACACCUUCCACACAACCACACUCUGAGAUCUCAGAUAUUCUUCCCAAGCCCUGUUCAGGUCGUGGUGCGAACGAACGCUGGCAUUGAGGCUCUGGCGUGAGAGCUGAAUGUGAGCUAUACCCAGGCUCACUCAGGUUAUCUGCAUGUGCACUAUAACCCAGGGCCUCAAGGACACACGCCAGAGCACUCUGUUGGUUCCACACAUUUCAAAGUUGCUCAUGGAAAUGAGUGACUCACUCCACAGUGACACAUCCUCAAAUGUUGGUCACACACCAUGAAGGAGAAUACCAUUGGCACUUUGCAGAGAUGUACUUCAAUUUUUGUAGAGAAUUCCCCUUGGGAUUUCAGGCUUGGAUCAUUACUUCCGUAUAUUUGAUUGACAACAUUGGCUGUGCGUUUGUGAGUGCCGGUGCAAUGGUGAAAAUCAGUGUAAUAUUUCAUUGUGUUGUGCUUGGUGCAGAACUGGAAGUUUCUGUAAUAAACGAGUUGGAUGAAAGACUUCCAAAUAUCAAGCCAUA
Messenger RNA from Microtus oregoni (creeping vole), 5414 nucleotides. Its product is annotated as phosphatidate phosphatase LPIN1. The transcript has 22 exons. Gene Ontology annotation, cellular component: nucleus; mitochondrial outer membrane. Bases 94 to 2955 code for a protein of 953 amino acids. Gene Ontology annotation, biological process: cellular response to insulin stimulus; triglyceride biosynthetic process; positive regulation of transcription by RNA polymerase II. Gene Ontology annotation, molecular function: transcription coactivator activity; phosphatidate phosphatase activity. Lineage: Eukaryota; Metazoa; Chordata; Mammalia; Rodentia; Cricetidae. The record is from RefSeq and is a predicted model, not a curated record.